AUUGUUGGAAAUUAUAUGAACGUGGAACAAUAUGGCAAUACGUGUUGUUCGAUAGUGGUAUAUGCCAUAUACAGUAUAUAGUUUAGAAUUGGAACGGGUAUUACGGUAAGUUUACGAGGCCGUGUAUCAUUCACAAAGAUCUCAUAAAACACACACUCUCUCUCUCUUUUCUUUUGGAACAUAUCCAAAUCCUAAACUAAAUACAACAAUUCACUGCAUCUGCUUCACUUGUUUUUUUAAUAACUACAUUCUACAAUCUCACUAUUUUCAAAUAUUUCAUAGCUUAUUCUUCCUAAAAAUGACUUUUCUUUUCAGUUGGCAUAGCGAUUCUAUUGGAAUUGAUGUUUUUUCCUCGUAAAACACAGUUGUCCAUUAGAGUGUUUGAUUUGAAAAAGGAUUCACAGCUAUAAACACUCUUCCUGGGAAUAGGAGGACUUUGUAGAUUCCUGAAAAGAUGAGGGGAGCUGUUCUUGUAGCACUUGUUGCUGCAGUGGGUAAUAUGUUGCAAGGAUGGGACAAUGCAACCAUUGCAGGUUCCCUUAUGUACAUCAAAAAGGAAUUCAAUUUGCAGACUCAACCUACCAUGGAAGGGCUAAUUGCUGCCAUAUCACUUAUUGGAGCCACCCUUAUUACAACAUUCUCUGGACCUGUAUCAGAUAUGCUUGGUCGGCGUCCCAUGCUGAUAGUAUCUGCAUUGAUGUAUUUUUUAAGUGGUAUAGUGAUGUUUUGGUCUCCCAAUGUUUAUGUCCUCCUUAUAGGAAGGAUACUAGACGGGUUUGGGACCGGUCUUGCUGUUACUCUUGUUCCUGUCUAUAUUUCUGAAACUGCUCCUCCAGAAAUUAGGGGACUAUUGAAUACCUUCCCACAGUUCAUGGGUUCGGGUGGAAUGUUUGUAUCAUACUGCAUGGUAUUUGGAAUUUCAUUGAUGGACUCACCAAAAUGGAGGAUCAUGCUUGGGAUUCUUUCAAUACCUUCUAUUGCUUAUAUUUUAUUGACAAUCUUUUACUUGCCUGAAUCUCCAAGGUGGCUUGUGAGUAAAGGAAAGAUGCGCGAGGCUAAAGAGGUUUUGCAGAGACUUCGGGGCAGGGAAGAUGUUUCAGGUGAGAUGGCUUUGCUAGUUGAAGGUCUUGAUGUAGGGCGUGAAGGAGCAAUAGAAGAAUACAUAAUUGGGCCAGCUACUGAUGGCGAGACCACUGAGAAAGGGCAAGUGAAAUUAUAUGGGCAUGAGGAGGGUAUGUCAUGGGUGGCAAAACCUGUGACUGGACAGAGUAAUCUUGGCAUUGUGUCUCGCCAGGGAAGCAUGGCAAAUCAAAACGUACCUUUUAUGGAUCCUCUUGUUACCCUCUUUGGAAGUGUGCAUGAGAACAUUCCUGCAAUGGGUAGCAUGCGAAGCAUGCUUAUUCCAAACUCAGGAAGCAUGUUCAGUAUGAUAGGAAAUCAAGGUAGAAACGAAAAUUGGGAUGAAGAGAACGCAAGGGAUGAUGAAGACUCUGCGGGAGGAAAUGCAGAUUCCGAUGACAAUUUGCAAAGCCCCUUGUUGUCUCCUCAAGAGUCUAGUGUAGAAAAGGAUGCUGCCCGUCCUGUCAAUAGCAGCAUGUUAAGCAUGAGGCGCAAUAGCAGCCUCUUCAAUCCUGGGGAUGAAGCUUCUACGGGUAUAGGUGGUGGCUGGCAAUUGGCAUAUAAAUAUUCUGAGAGGACCGGUAAAGAUGGCAGAAAGGAAGGAGGGAUUCAAAGGAUGUAUUUGAAACAGGAAGUUCCGGUUGGUCCUCAGCGAGGAUCGUUCCUUUCAGUUGCUGCUGCUGUUGAACCUGAAGAAGCUGAAUUUGUACAAGCUUCUGCUGUGGUCAGCCAAACUGCUGUUCGAUCUAAGCAAGUACUUGGUCAGAUUCCAGACGUACCAUCAAAGGUUGAACCGUCACAAAAAGUUGAUAAAGGUCCAAGCUUUGGCGAUCUCUUUGAACCUGGAGUUAAGCGUGCAUUGAUUGUCGGUGUAACCAUUCAGCUACUUCAACAGAUGUCUGGUAUAAAUGGAGUUCUUUACUACACUCCUCAGAUCCUUGAGCAAGCAGGUGUGGCAGUUCUUUUAUCAAAUAUGGGCUUGAGAUCAGAUUCUGCAUCUCUCUUCUUAAGUCUCCUCACAGCACUCUCAAUGCUUCCUUGCAUAUUGGUUGCCAUGAGGCUAAUGGAUGUAGCUGGCAGAAGGUCAAUAAUGUUGUACACAAUCCCAGUGUUGGUAGUGUCACUCCUUGCUUUAGUCCUAAGCGACGUUGUGAAUGUUGGGUCAGUUUUGCAUGCAAUAAUUUCUGCAGCAAGUGUUAUGACCUACAUAAGUUUCUUCGUGAUGGGGUUCGGGGCAAUUCCCAACAUCAUCUGCGCAGAGAUAUUUCCGACCAGCGUCCGAGGACUCUGCAUCACAAUAUGUGCUCUCACAUUUUGGUUUGGAGACAUAGCCAUUACUUACUUGCUUCCUGUUAUGCUCAAUUCCCUUGGCCUUGCUGGUGUUUUCACCAUCUUUGCCUUCGCCUGCAUUGUUUCCUGGAUAUUUGUUUUCUUGAAGGUUCCUGAGACAAAGGGCAUGCCCUUAGAAGUCAUUUCUGAGUUCUUUGCUGUGGGUGCAACUGCCAUUCCCAAAAAUGACUGAUUGAUUGCAAGUAACAGAGCCAACAAACGUUAAAUCAAUGUGAUUAAUCUAGCUCAAAAGGAUUGUCUCUCAUUCUUUUAUUUUCAUCAGCUAAAUUUUAGGAGUUUUUUGGA
Molecule: messenger RNA, 2754 nt
Organism: Manihot esculenta (cassava)
Lineage: Eukaryota; Viridiplantae; Streptophyta; Magnoliopsida; Malpighiales; Euphorbiaceae
Product: monosaccharide-sensing protein 2
Exons: 5
Coding region: 455-2641 (728 amino acids)
Biological process (GO): transmembrane transport
Cellular component (GO): membrane
Molecular function (GO): myo-inositol:proton symporter activity
Source: RefSeq, a predicted model, not a curated record